Molecule: messenger RNA, 1077 nt
Organism: Labrus bergylta (ballan wrasse)
Lineage: Eukaryota; Metazoa; Chordata; Actinopteri; Labriformes; Labridae
Product: hemoglobin subunit beta-2
Biological process (GO): oxygen transport; hydrogen peroxide catabolic process
Cellular component (GO): hemoglobin complex; blood microparticle; haptoglobin-hemoglobin complex
Molecular function (GO): oxygen binding; haptoglobin binding; organic acid binding
Source: RefSeq, a predicted model, not a curated record
UCCUCGGUGUCAGAGAUAAUCUAAGCGGUGCAGAUGCGCCCUUGUCUUAUCAGAGCUAAAAAAUCCUCAAUGCAGAUGUUGUCCUGCCUACUUCUCGUCCAAUCACACGCUUUGGGCGGGGAGAAGGGUCGCUUUAAAAGUUGCGGCUGAUGUCAGAGAGAGCAGGAUCUACUGACCCACACAGAGAACUCCAAAGCCGACAUCAUGGUUGAAUGGACAGACUUCGAGCGUGCCACCAUCAUGGACAUCUUUUCUAAGAUCGACUAUGAUGUCGUGGGCCCCAGAGCUCUUUCCAGGUGUUUGGUCGUCUAUCCUUGGACUCAGAGGUACUUUGGAAACUUCGGUAACCUCUACAACGCUGCUGCUAUCAUUGCAAACCCAUUGGUUGCAAAACAUGGGACAACAAUCCUGCACGGUAUGGACAGAGCCAUGAAGAACAUGGACAACAUCAAGGAGACCUACGCCGAGCUGAGCGUGCUGCACUCCGAGAAGCUGCACGUGGACCCCGACAACUUCAAGCUGCUGUCUGACUGCCUCACCAUCGUGGUUGCUGCUCAGUGGGGCAAGGAAUUCACUGGUGAGGUCCAGGCUGCGUUCCAGAAGUUUCUAGCUGUGGUGGUCUCCUCUCUGGGCAGACAGUACCACUAGAGAGCUGUGACGGAAGACCGACUCAUGUGGAGCUUUUAUGGAGAACCUUUUUGUUUUUGUCUCAAAAACAAAUAAAACAACAAACAAAUUCAACAACUUAAUUGUGUUUGUAAUUUUACUUCAAAUCGAUCCCUGUGUCUUUAAGACAUAAUGAAAACAAAGUUCUGAUGACAGUUAAACUCAGGAGGUAAAAAGAACAGAAUGAGGUAGCAGUGAAUUAAGUAUUUUAAAAAAAUGUCCCAGAUGUGAUUUAUGGUUGGGUUAGAGAGGAGGUCAUCCACCAAACAGUAGGGCAGGUUAAAAAAAUUGAUCCAUCAAUGCAUUGCAAUUAUUAUUUUCUCAAUUCAAUAUCGAUUCAGGGAAAUCUUGAGAUCGAUUGUUUUUGUUGUAAUGACAGCCUUCUCCACUGGGGGCACUGGGGGUGCUGUG